Molecule: messenger RNA, 2416 nt
Organism: Ficedula albicollis (Collared flycatcher)
Lineage: Eukaryota; Metazoa; Chordata; Aves; Passeriformes; Muscicapidae
Gene: NOX5
Product: NADPH oxidase, EF-hand calcium binding domain 5
Exons: 19
Coding region: 1-2385 (794 amino acids)
Biological process (GO): defense response; superoxide anion generation
Cellular component (GO): plasma membrane; NADPH oxidase complex
Molecular function (GO): calcium ion binding; superoxide-generating NAD(P)H oxidase activity
Source: RefSeq, a predicted model, not a curated record
AUGGGAGCGGCGGCGGACGCGGAGUGGCUGCGCUGGGUGAGCAAACAGUUCGGGAAUGUCGCUGGGAAGGAGAAGGAAAUCAGCCUGGAAGAGUUCAAAUCCGCCCUGCAGGUCAAGGAGUCCUUUUUUGCCGAGAGGUUUUUCGCGCUCUUCGAUUCCGACGGGAGCGGCUCCGUGAGCCGGGAGGAGCUGCUGGGAUCUCUGCACCGGCUGCUCUGCGGGAAUUCCACGGAAAAACUCCGCUUCCUCUUCCAGGUGUACGAUGUGGACGGCAGUGGCUCCAUCGACGCCGAGGAGCUGCUGCUGGUGCUCCGGGGCUGUCUCCGGGAGAGCUCCCUGGCCCUUCCCGAGGAGCGGCUCGGAGCCCUGAGCCAGGCCCUGCUCCAGGCCUUGGACCGGGACCACAGCGGCUCCAUCACCUUCCCCGAGCUCCGGGAGCAGCUGGAAGCGUUCCCAGAGCUCCUGGAGAACCUGAGCAUCAGUGCCGCCAGCUGGCUGAAGCCUCCCAGUCCCAGUCCCGCUGAGCACUGGCUGUGCUGCUUUUCCCGGGAAUCCUGCCGGGAUCAGCGGGCCGGGCUGUGCUGCUUUUCCCGGGAAUCCUGCCGGGAUCAGCGGGCCGGGCUGUGCUGCCUGGGGGGCUGGGUCGCCAUCUCGGCGCUCCUGCUCGCCCUGGGGGCCCUGGGGCACCGCGAGCGCGGCCCCGCCCUGGCGCUGGCCCGGGGCUGCGGGCAGAGCCUCAACUUCAACUGCGCCCUGCUGGCCGUGAGUGCCCCGCGACACCGGGGGGACACCGGGGGGACACGGUGGGAGGGAGCCGGGAGGGCCGGGAGGGUCCCGGGGGCCCUGCUGGCCCAUUUCCCGUUCCCCCUGGAACUGCUCUGGUGCUGCGCCGCUCCCUCACCUGGCUGCGCCGCUCUCCGCUGGCCGCGCUGUUCCCGCUGGAGCUGGACCUGCCCGCUGGAGCUGCACCUGCGGGGCCACGAGCGCGUGGCGCACCUGGUGCUGGCCCUGGCGACCGCGCACGCGGGGGCACACCUGGCACACGUGGGGGGCCUGCGGCGGGCACGGCCGGGGGCGGGCGGCGUGGCCGGCACCGCCCCGCAGACCGGGCUGGCCCUGCUGGCCCUGCUCCUGGCCAUGCUCGUCUGCUCCAGCCCCUGCGUGCGGCGCGGCGGCCACUUCGAGGUUUUUUACUGGAGCCACCUCUCCUACAUCUCCGUGUGGUUCCUGCUGCUCCUGCACGGUCCCCACUUCUGGAAGUGGUUCCUGAUUCCUGGCUCCUUGUUUUUCCUGGAGAAGGUUCUGGGCUGGGUGUGGCGCCGGGCGGGGGAUCUGCACAUCCUGGAGGCCAAGCUGCUGCCCUCCAAGGUGACCCACCUGGUGAUCCAGAGGCCGAAAUCCUUCCGCUUCCAGCCGGGGGAUUACGUCUACCUGAACAUCCCGGCCAUCGCCGCCUACGAGUGGCACCCCUUCUCCAUCAGCAGCGCCCCGGAGCAGCCAGAAACCCUCUGGCUGCACAUCCGGGCGCGGGGCCAAUGGACCACCAAGCUCUACGAGUAUUUCCAGCAGCUGGAAUCGCACGGCCCAGAGCUGAAUCCACCUGGGAAGAGCCAGCACUGGGAACAGGAAGGAUCCGUGGCCUCCGGCAGGGAUGGAGCAGUGGAGCUGACGGCAUUCCGAGCCUCUGGAGCUGCUUUCCCAGGAAAAGACCUGGAGCAGGGGGGCUCCGGGCCUGGGGAGACCCCACGGAGCUGCAGCGUCAAGUGUUUCCUGGACGGUCCCUACGGAACUCCGAGCCAUCGGAUCUUCACCUCGGAGCACGCCGUGCUCAUCGGAGCCGGCAUCGGCAUCACGCCCUUCGCCUCCAUCCUGCAGAGCAUCGUGUUCCGGUACCGGCGGCGGAAGCAGAGCUGCCCCAGCUGCCAUUUCUCCUGGAGCGAGGAACAGCGGGAUGAGGAGAUGACGCUCCGGAAGGUGGAUUUCAUCUGGAUCACACGGGAUCAGCAGCACCUGCAGUGGUUCCUCGGCCUCCUGGCCAAGCUGGAGUCGGAGCAGGCAGAGCUGGAGCCGGGAGGGAAUUUCCUGGAGCUGCACCUGUACAUGACCUCGGCGCUGGGCAAGGGGGACGUGAAGGCUCUGGGGCUGCAGCUGGCCCUGGACCUGCUGGCAGCGCAGGAAAAGCGGGAUUCCAUCCGGGAUUUCAUCUCCGGGCUGCGCAGCCGCACCCAGCCCGGCCGCCCCGACUGGGCCAAGGUGUUCGGGAAGGUGGCGGCCGAGCGGCGCGGGAAGGUCCAGGUGUUCUUCUGCGGCUCCGCGGCGCUGGCCAAGGUCAUCCAGGGGCACUGCCGGAGCUUCGGCUUCCGCUUCUCCAAGGAAAACUUCUGACAGGCUUCAACUUCACCUUCUCCAGGGAAAA